GGCCUGUUGUGACUCUGCAUCCAAACUGGUCUGAGAUAUACAGAGGAGAGACGAUCACUGUCAGAUGUGAGAUCCAUGGAGGAGACACUGAGUGGGAUUAUGAGUGGGAAACAAACAGCACCAUAAAAGCUCCAAAUCAAAAUGAAUACAGGAUUAGAUCUGCUUCAUCAUCCAACAGUGGAAACUACCGCUGUAAGGGCAGAAUGAAAAGUUCACAGCAUAACACAACAGAGUGGAGUGAUUCAGUCACACUGACAGUUUCUGACAAUAAACCCCGUCCUGUCCUCACUGUGUCUCCAUCAUGGCUGAGUCCUGGAGCCUCAGUAACUCUGAACUGUCAGGUUGAACAUCCGUCUGCAGGAUGGAGCUUCUACUGGUAUAAAGCUGUUCCUGAUCUAUCAGAGAAAUCCUCCAGUUAUGAGCUGCUACCUGAUGGCAGUGGGACUGCACAGGACUCCUACAUCAUUCAUGGACAGACACACACAGCAGGAUAUGUGUGCAGAGCUGGAAGAGGAGACCCAGAGUAUCACACUGAUCACAGUCAACCAAAGUUUGUCUGGUCUGCAGAUGUUCAUUCAGCAGCGUCUCUCACAGUGAGUCCUGACAGAGUGCAACACUUCACCUCUGACUCUGUCUCACUGACCUGUGAGGGAAACUUCACUGAGUGGAGAGUGAGGAAGUUCUCUGAGGACGGCCGACUCUCUGACUGUAGGAGAAUGACUGGAUCCACAUGUAACAUCUACACAUCAAAGUCAGAUACUGGAGUGUACUGGUGUGAGUCUGGAUCAGGAGAGUUCAGCAGUGCAGUCAACAUCACUGUACAGAAUGAUGGUAAUGGUCCUAUCCUGGUGAGUCCUGUUCAUCCUGUGACUGAGGGAGCUUCUGUUAGUCUGAGCUGCAGUUUGAGAACACAAAAAAUACUUUCCAAUGUGUUUUUCUAUCACAAUGACAAACUUAUUCAAAAUGAUCCCCGAGGGGAGCUGAAGAUCUCUGCAGUGUCAAAGUCUGAUGAAGGUUUCUACAAGUGUCAGUACUCAGGAAGAGAGUCAGCACAGAGCUGGAUGUCAGUUAAAGGAGCUGACAGCUCUUCAUCUCCUGUGUGGUUGAUUGUUGGACUGGUUUGUGGAGUCUCUCUCAUUAUUAUUCUCCUGCUCUUGUUGUAUCGCUGCAGACAGUCCAAGUAUUCCUGCUUCACCAGGUCGAUCCAGUCUGAGAGUCACAGUCCGGGCUCCUCCACAAAUCAUGGAGUCAACCAGGAUGAAACUCAUGAGUACGACACUCUUCAGUAUGGAACAGAUGAACACCGAGAUGUCACCUACUCUGUUAUUGAGAUUAAAACCUUUGGAAAGAAAAGUGAGUAA
This is a messenger RNA of Oreochromis aureus, 1361 nucleotides long. Its product is annotated as low affinity immunoglobulin gamma Fc region receptor II-like. Gene Ontology annotation, biological process: cell surface receptor signaling pathway. Bases 204 to 1361 code for a protein of 385 amino acids. Gene Ontology annotation, molecular function: transmembrane signaling receptor activity. Lineage: Eukaryota; Metazoa; Chordata; Actinopteri; Cichliformes; Cichlidae. The transcript has 8 exons. The record is from RefSeq and is a predicted model, not a curated record.